This is a messenger RNA of Salvia miltiorrhiza (redroot sage), 2508 nucleotides long. Its product is annotated as peptidyl-prolyl cis-trans isomerase CYP63-like. The coding region runs from base 228 to 2312 and encodes 694 amino acids. Gene Ontology annotation, biological process: protein folding; protein peptidyl-prolyl isomerization. The record is from RefSeq and is a predicted model, not a curated record. The transcript is spliced from 14 exons. Gene Ontology annotation, molecular function: peptidyl-prolyl cis-trans isomerase activity. Lineage: Eukaryota; Viridiplantae; Streptophyta; Magnoliopsida; Lamiales; Lamiaceae.
AGUAAACAAGUUACGGAACCAGCAAUUUAUACCCGUGUUUUUACCCUUUUAACCACGAAUCAGAUAUGCAUAAAAAUCAAAGCACAAGAUUCCUGAAGUAGCAAAAGAUUUUCUCCAAAUUUUAUUUCUGCUGCUGUUGCGAGGGCCGUCGGCUCUAAUUUUCGCAGUACUCGUGUCUCUUGGCUUGCUCAGAAAGUAGGGACUGCUAUUCUAAAAUUGUAAGCAUUAUGAAGAAGACAAAAAACCCAAUGGUUUUCUUGGAUCUUUCCAUGGAUGGGGAUGCUGCUGAAAGAAUUAUUAUUGAGUUGUUUGCUGAUGUUGUCCCUAAAACUGCUGAAAAUUUCCGGGCUCUCUGCACGGGUGAGAAAGGUGUUGGAGUCUCAACAGGGAAACCUCUGCACUACAAGGGUUCCACAUUUCAUCGCAUAAUCAAAGGGUUUAUGGCACAAGGCGGUGACUUUUCAAAAGGAAAUGGAACUGGUGGAGAAAGCAUUUAUGGAGGAAAAUUUGCUGAUGAAAACUUCAAGCUCGAUCAUACUGAGGCUGGUCUCCUCUCGAUGGCUAAUGGUGGCCCGAACACAAAUGGAUCUCAGUUUUUUAUACUUUUCAAGCGACAGCCUCAUCUUGAUGGAAAACAUGUUGUUUUUGGAAAUGUUGUGAGUGGAAUGGAUGUUGUUAAGAAAAUGGAACAGCUUGGAACAGCUGAUGGGAGACCAGUUGGAAUUGUUAAGAUCGUAGAUUGUGGUGAGAUGUCUGAUGCGAAGAUGGAAAAUUUAGUUGUAGCCGACAAAGUUAAGAAGAAAAAAUCAGCAAAAGAAGUUGCAAUUAAUGACGGUUCUGACAGCCAUGCCAAACGAAAGCAGAAAGCAUCUACGAAGGAUAAAAGGAGAAAGAGGAGCUACUCCUCAUCUGGUUCUGAUAGCUCUGGCGCUGAUUCUGAUUCAUAUUCAUCCGAGUCUGAUUCAUAUUCGGACUCCGAGUCAGAUGCUUCUUCAGAAUCUGAUUCUUCAACUUCAUCUAGUGAUGGACGGCGUAGGAAGAAGAGGAAAUUGACAAAGAAGGGAAAACGUAAACAUGGGAAAAAAGGGAAGGCUGGAGAAAGGAAGAAGAGAAGAGCUCAUAGCAAUAGAAGAUCAAAGAGAAAUUCUAAAAGGUACUCGGGAAUCUCUAGUGAUACAGAGAGUAGUGGAAGCAGUUCUGCUACCAGCAGUUCUGAUGAGGAAAGUGCACGUAGGGGUAAAUCACGGAAAAGCAACAGGAAAAGUGAACAAGAGAAGAAGCCAGUCCGCAGUCAUGGGAAUGAGAAAAAGCCACCAAAUCCUAGCCUAGUAUCUGGAGAGGAGCGAAAAGGUGAUGAUAGGAAACACACUGGGGGCGACUCCUCUCACGAAGAGGGUGAACUUCCUCAAAAGAAUGGCACCCGUAUGAAUAAUGGCCAAGGGCAUAUCAAGAACAAUGAAACUUCUACCAGAGGACGACGAGCUGAUUCAAGCAGAUCCAGGAGUCGAUCUCCAACUUCUGGUGGGAGGCCCAGCCCUCACAGCAGUCCAAUUGAAAGUCCCAGACUUGAAGAGAACAGUAAUAUUCCUAAAGCUAUUGCUAGUCAAAAUGAGAAAAAUCAUUCUCAGAUUCCAGUCAGGAGUCCUGCUGGCAAAGGUACUCAGCCUUCUGCUUCUACUCAUGGUCGGGAUUUGUCACGAAGCCGCUCUCCAGGUGGAACUCCGAAGCGUGUUAGAAAAGGCCGGGGUUUUACUGAGAGAUAUGCAUUUGUUAGAAAAUAUCGUACACCUUCUCCAGGACGCUCACCUGAUAGAUCUUAUCAUUACAGUGGAAGAAAUGUUCAAAGGAAUCAUGACAGGCAUCCAAGCUAUAGAGGCAGAUAUGAACGCUCACCCCAAAGACGUCACCGUAGUCCACCUAGAAGAGGAAGAAGCCCGCCAAGAUAUGAACGCAAGAGGAGUCGAAGCAGGUCUCCUUCUCGAAGCCCUGGAGCCUACCGGGGUCGUGGGAGGCGCUAUAGCAGAAGUCCCGUGCGCAGUCCUAGCCCUUCAGAUAGGCGCCCCGUUAUAAGUGACAGACUGAAAUCUCGUCUCGGGCCUAAGAAGAGUGACGAUUCCCCUCGAGGAAGGUCAAUAUCACGCUCCAGGAGCCGCAGCCCACGUAGAUCAAGAUCACCUGAUGGUGGCUCGAGAAAGCAUCCGCGCAAAGUUUCGUCAGCUUCGCCUCGAAGCUCUCCGUCGAGCCCUUCUGGUGGUGGGCAACGUGGCCUAGUAUCAUACGAAGAUGUGAGUCCUGAUAAUGGGGUGAGUUAGUUAUGGAACAUGAAAUCUCUGUUGUAAUAUCACUCAGUUAUUUUGUCCUGAAACUAUGCCUUCCUAUUUUUUUGACUGAGUUGAGAAUUAGACUGAUUUGGAGAGGAAUUAUGUUUAUUGGAUCAUACUUCCGUUUCCGAUUCCUUUCAUUAUUCGUCAUUCGUGUCCCAUUAAGCAUUUGGGAUAUUCUAUCUCA